Molecule: messenger RNA, 3393 nt
Organism: Tetranychus urticae (two-spotted spider mite)
Lineage: Eukaryota; Metazoa; Arthropoda; Arachnida; Trombidiformes; Tetranychidae
Product: solute carrier family 41 member 1
Biological process (GO): monoatomic cation transport
Cellular component (GO): plasma membrane
Molecular function (GO): monoatomic cation transmembrane transporter activity
Source: RefSeq, a predicted model, not a curated record
AACAACAGAAACAUUCCUUCAUUUGGAUUUGCCUUUACUCACUUUUGCUUUUCUGGUUAACACAUGUUUGACCAACUCUCUUAAAUUUCGUGAAAUUAUCACUGUUUUACAAUUGUCAACGCUUACUGUUCACCUGAUUUGAUGUUCAUCUAUUAACUUACAUGGGUCUUCUUCAUCAACUUCACUGGGUUUCUCUCUUUCUCCUGUCUCUUUGUUAAUUUUUUUAAUGAGUUUAUUUGUCGAUUCAAUUGUUAUCACAUCAUUCUUGUCAUCAUAGUCGUCUUUAUUAUUGUUUUUAUUAUUGUUUCACUGCUAUUUACCGUGAAAUCAUAAAAACUCUUCAAGUUUUUGUUUUAGCUUCCAUUGGUAUUGUUCAAGAGCCAAAGACAUUAUCAACUUUAUCUAACUCAGUUUACCUUUUCUCCUUAUCUUCUUCAUCUUCAUCUUCAUCUUUAUUCUCUCUAUUGUGUAGAGAGUUGAUUGUUUUCAUUGUUAUUUGUGAUUUUUAAGUUUUCCUCUUUCUCUCUCAUCUUUCUUCUCUUGUUUUUGAUAUUUAUUCUCUUUCUACAGUUCAAUAGUUACCAAGAAAAAUUUUAAUUGAUCAAAAUAACCAAAGUCAGCUCAACAUCUCAUCUGGACUGUCAAAUUAUUAUGAUUCCUAGUCACAAUAAUCAUAAUCACCACAAGGCCAUUUUAACCUCUUAUAAUUUCCAUAGGAAAGUCAGAACUCUCACUUGGACUUGCAUGGCAAAGAUGCAAAACUGACCCAAAACCUUAUGUUGAUUUUAUUCCAGUCCUUUGUUGAUCUUUGGUAGAGCAAGAAAAUCCUUGAAAAUAUUUCAUAUCUAUUGUUUCAACAAGUUGGUAUUACAAGAGAAGACGACAAAAAGAGCAAGCUAAAGUUGAUGAAGAUAUCGGAAAAAACGAGCCAUAAAAUUCUAGGAGAAUAUGUGAAAACGUGAAAACUGUUGGUUAAAAAUCUAAUUAUUCACAAAGUGGCUCUCAAGACAUUCACCAAUCAAGUGUUAAUCAAUUGCGUGUUAACAUAUUGUCUAGCUUCUGUUAACUACAUGUUCACUGAAAUCAAUCAAUUUUACCGGUUUCAAUUAGUUUUCAUAUUUUAAAUUUAAAUUUCAACUUACUUAACCAUGGAUUAUAAAGGAAAAGAUAAUCCAUCAUUUAUCCAAUCAUCUCUAGAUUUAACUGAAACCCAAAGUGAAUCAAAUCCAAAUCAUCAUCAACAUUCCCAGAUUCAAAGUUUACAUUCUCAUCAAAACGGUUUAACCACAAUUCAAAGAGAAUCACCAACAUCACCAAAUCGUUUUGAGACAGUUACAUUGACCGAAGAGGAUUCUCCAGAUGAUUGUGAUAAGACUAAAAGUGAAUCAGUUAAAUUACCUUACGGUCAAAACAGUGAAGAUGAAGAUAAUAACAAUAACAAUAACACCAAUGGAAAGGUUAAAUCAAAUCCAAUCGAUUUACCGAUUGUUCCCAGACCUGAAAUGGUUAAUUUAAGUAAACCUUCGAGAAAAGGUUCCAACGUAAACUGGGGCUCUGUUUACACGGUCCCGAUAUUUGCACGAAACUUUCGUACAUCUAGCUUUGAAUCAGUAAACACAGUUUCUGAUGUUGAAAUGACUGGUCAUCGGCGUCGAGCGUCAGGUCCAGAAAAUUCAAUAGGACCAAAGAGAAGUUCAAUUGUUGAUGGUGAAAGUGGACGGAAAAAUUCAACCGUCCGAUCAAUAUUAUUCGGCGAUCCCAUGAGUCGUCGAUUUUCCCAAGAUUUGUGUAAAUUUUUUGGUCCAGAGGGAAUGGGAGACGAUGGAUCAAGUGAAGAAGAUAAUGAAACUACAAAAGUCAUAUUUUUUCAGGUUUUCAUUCCUUUUUUAAUUGCCGGUUUCGGUAAUGUGGCUGCUGGUCUUAUACUCGAUUAUGUUCAAACUUGGGAAGUCUUUCGUUCCGUUGGUGGCUUAUUUGUACUGGUUGCUUCUUUUCUUGGUUUUAAGGGAAAUCUUGAGAUGACCCUGGCUGCUCGUUUAUCUACUCAAGCUAACCUGGGCCGAAUGGAUCUUUUAAGUGAACAAUUAAAGGUCGCUGUUGGCAAUAUUGCGCUUAUUCAAUGUCAAGCUGUGAUUGUUGCCUUUCUUGCUUCAGCCAUUGCCAUUGCUUCAACCUCAUUGCAAUUAAUGACUUUCGAUCUAUCCAAAAGUUUAAUCUUGAUCUCUACCUCGUUGGUCACUGCCUCAGUAACUGGUUUAUUUUUGGCUGUCGUAAUGGUUUCUGUUGUAAUUAUAUCAAGGAAAGCUAACGUUAAUCCAGAUAAUGUGUCAACACUUAUUGCUGCCUUUCUUGGUGACUUAACUGCUGUUUGCCUGAUUGCCGGUUCAGCGUACGCUUUUCAUCGCUAUUAUUCACUUGAAUUAACCUGUAGUGUUAUUGCCUUUUUCAUAUUCACUCAACCUAUUUGUAUUUGGAUUGCUUAUACAAAUGAAUAUACGAGAACCAUCAUUGGUCAAGGCUGGGUUUCCAUUAUCAUGGCUAUGAUCAUUUCCAGUUUAGGUGGUUUCAUCUUUGAUUAUGGAGUUGUACAUUUCAAAACAAUUGCUCUCUUCCAACCAAUAAUUAACGGCGUCGGUGCUAAUCUGGUUGCUGUUCAAGCAAGCCGAAUAUCCACAUAUUUCCAUCGACGAAGCUGUCUAGGAGAGUUCCCAACUACUGAAGAUGGAGGAAAAAUGAAAAUUUGUACACCACCUCAUCGAGCUUUCUUUGGAUCAGAUCCAAAUGCAAAAACAGCUCGUCUUCUACUUUUAAUGGUUGUUCCUGGUCAUAUAAUAUACAUUGUUGCUUUGAAAUUGAUUUUACCACGAUUAAUCUGGAUAACUGGAAUGUUCCUACUCGCUUUCAUGGUUGUGGCUUUAGUCCAAGUUGCCUUAUUGCUGUACAUUGCUCAUGUUUCAGUUCCAUUACUCUGGAAGUUCGAAUAUGAUCCUGAUAACAAUGCUAUUCCCUGUUUAAUGUCAUUGGGAGAUCUUUUUGGUACAGCAUUAUUUACUGGAGCUUACAUUAUCCUCAGAAUCAUUGGUGAUCCAAAUGGUAGUCUAAAUUAGUUAAUAAGAGAUCAUCUUUUCUUGGGAAAAUAAUCAUCAUUAGUACUUCAGUCAUGACGGCCACCAAAUUGGAAUCACUAUUGCUGUUAAAAUCUUAAGUCAGCUAUACGUCAAGCUUUUUAAUAAUAAUGAGAUUAAUCAACUUUGAGCUUGAUUCUGAAAUCUCUUGCUUUGUUAUGAAAGGUUUUAAACUUUUAUUCAAUUAGAUUGACUCUGUUGAAGUGAUUCAUUUUACUAUUAUUAUUACAUUAAAAUCUUUACCAUUUACCAAUAUUUACACUAUUAA